GAACUUUCAGAACCUUGCAUUAUGUAUCAGUAAAAUAAAAUCCCAUCUAUCACAGCAGCAAUGACUGUAGUGUCAUCGGAUUUUCGUCAAUGAUAUCAGAAUAUUUUUUUUGCAGCGUUCUAAUGAUCGCUGAUGGCUUUACCUAAACUGCUAGAGGUCGAGUGCUUAUUAUGUAAAGAAAUAAUUCAGUGUCAACAGAACGAUACCAGUACCUUAGUAGAUCAUGUUAAUUUAAAACAUCCAGACAUCAAAAUCGCCAAUUUACCCAAAGAGUUAAAACCCAAAUCAGACGUACCGUCUCGUCCAAAAACCAGAAAAUCUCUCAAGAAAACGAUGGAGGAGAAUCAAUUGCUUUAUGAUAUGGAUGGGAAUGUCGUUCCAAAGUACACAGAAAAUGGAAUGUCGAAAAAACGAAGAUCGUCUAAGAACGACACCAAAAGGAGACGCUUUUAUAAAACGUCGGUUGAGACUUGGAAACCUGGCAGAGACAAAAUUUUAUGUCCCAAGUGUGAUGCAAUUGUACGACCCAUAAUACGCAGAUCCGCUGAUAGAGUUUCGCACAGUUCAGUAGGAGCUGCCCUUAUUAUGACGUGUUGGCCAUUUUGUUUCUUUCCAUUUUUAUUCCCUGCACCGGUUCAAGAGAAUUUACAUUGCUCAAUUUGUGGAUAUUACUUUGGAUCGUAUGACUAUCAGAACCAAAAAAUGAACAUUCGCAUGAAUGAGUCGCAAAAACCGAAAACGGAAUACUUAGAGACAGAACCAUCACCACCACCAGAUGUAACCGAAAAAUUGGAAGGGAAUGAAGUCAAUUGAGCCGUAAUCCUUUUUCAGCUUAACGUGUCGGUAGCGGUUUUAUUAUUCGUAAACAAUUUGCUCAAAAUUAAAAUUCCAAGCUUCC
This is a messenger RNA of Bradysia coprophila, 898 nucleotides long. RefSeq lists its product as uncharacterized. NCBI's taxonomy places the organism in Eukaryota, Metazoa, Arthropoda, Insecta, Diptera, Sciaridae. The record is from RefSeq and is a predicted model, not a curated record.